This is a messenger RNA of Guyanagaster necrorhizus, 1149 nucleotides long. Its product is annotated as branched-chain amino acid aminotransferase II. Gene Ontology annotation, cellular component: mitochondrion. The transcript has 5 exons. The record is from RefSeq and is a predicted model, not a curated record. Gene Ontology annotation, biological process: L-leucine biosynthetic process; L-valine biosynthetic process. Lineage: Eukaryota; Fungi; Basidiomycota; Agaricomycetes; Agaricales; Physalacriaceae. Gene Ontology annotation, molecular function: branched-chain-amino-acid:2-oxoglutarate transaminase activity. The coding region runs from base 1 to 1149 and encodes 382 amino acids.
AUGGCCGCCUGGAAAUCUCUACAAAAUGGGUCCUUGGAAGGCAUUUCUCGUGUCCCAGACCUCGAUGCGUCAAAGCUCACUAUCACGCUCGCUAAUUCUCUCAAGCCUAUGCCUGCACCGGAAUCGCUGGUGUUCGGAUCGGUGUCUACGGACCAUAUGCUCGUCGUGAGUUUCGACCCUUCAACGGGAUGGUCUGCGCCCGAAAUCAAGCCUUACGCUCCACUGUCGUUGGACCCGAUGAGCUCUUGUUUUCAGUACUGCACCAGCGUCUUUGAAGGCAUGAAGGCGUACAUAGGUCCAGACGGGAAGGCCCGGCUCUUCAGACCCGAAAAGAACAUGGCGCGCCUAGCACGGUCCGCCGGACGUUGCGCACUCCCCCCAUUCAAUGAAAAUGCGGUCUUGACGCUCAUAAAGCGCCUCGUUUCGGUCGAGAAACGCUGGAUACCCGCCCUUGAAGGAUACAGUCUCUACAUCAGACCCACCAUCAUCGGUACGCGAGCGGCCCUAGGAUUAGCACCCUCUGAUCACGCUCUGCUGUAUGUUCUCGUCACUCCUGUGGGACCCUUCUUCAGACAGACUCCUGCAAAGCCCGUGUCGCUCCUCGCCGUCAGCGACAGUGUGCGCGCGUGGCCCGGUGGAACUGGAGGGCACAAACUAGGGCUCAACUAUACCCCUGGAUUACUCCCUCAACGUGUCGCAGCGAAGAAGGGGUAUGACCAGAUCUUGUGGGUUCUGGAUGAUGUGGUCUCGGAAGCUGGAGUCAUGAAUGUGUUUGUUGUUAUCAAAAGGGAGGCCGGGGAUGGAGUCGAUGUCGUUACCCCCGAACUCGACGGAACUAUUCUUCCUGGAGUGACGAGGAUGUCGGUGAUGGAGCUUUUGCAGAAAAGGGGAACGCAGGUAGCGGAAAGGAAGGUGACGAUGACAGAGUUGAAAGCACUGAGUGCCCAAAGGAGAUUGUCAGAGGUGUUUUUGAUGGGCACGGCGAUUAUUGUGGCAUCGGUUGGGAGGAUUGGGCUUGAAGGUGGAGAGGGAGAUUUGGUGUUGCCGGGACCAACCCCUGUUGCAGAUGCAAUGAAGAAGAGUCUGCUGGAAAUUCAAGAAGGGAGAGUAGAGUUCGAGGACUGGAGCGUUAUUUGCGACGAUGAUUGA